Messenger RNA from Haemonchus placei, 294 nucleotides. Lineage: Eukaryota; Metazoa; Nematoda; Chromadorea; Rhabditida; Trichostrongylidae. The record is from the annotation of a GenBank genome assembly.
AUGCGCGAUUUACUGAUGAAAAGAUUUGGAGAAAAAGAGGAGCUUGAUGCAAUGUUGGAAAAUCACACUCUAAAGACUAUUGCCGAUGUUUGGUGCGACAUGGACGAAGAGGAAAGAGACAAGCAAUUCAUGAAAACGCUCAUGGAAUCAGUACAACCAUUACCAGCCGAGCCAUUUGCAUAUGAAUACUACUUCCGUAGGACGUUUAUUGACAAACCAUUCAAUCAUUUGCUUAAAGCAAUACGCGAGCUCUACAGUGCUCAUCAAUCACAGUCCGAUAUCGCGGGAUUUUAG